GGUGGGAAGGAGAGUGGCAGGGCGCCCGCAGACCGGACGGAGCAAAGCGGACGAGGGGAAGAGCGAGCCAAGGUAGAUUGUCGAGCGCGGCUGUGGGCGCCCUCGAUUCCGGGACGACGGAGCCGGCAUGGAACCGAACAGUCCCCGUAAGAUCCAGUUUACCGUCCCGUUGCUGGAGCCCCAUCUCGACCCGGAGGCAGCAGAGCAGAUCCGAAGGCGUCGCCCAACUCCUGCCACCUUGGUCUUGAGCAGUGACCAGUCAUCACCUGAAAUUGAUGAAGACCGGAUCCCCAACCCUCUUCUGAAGCCAGGAUUGUCAAUGUCCCCAAGGCAGAGGAAGAAGGUCUCUCGCACUACUCCCACCAUGAAAGAGCUCCAGCUGAUGGUCGAACACCAUCUUUGCAAGCAACAGGGAGAUGAAGAAGAAGUCAGCGCUGAGACACAGGAGUCACACAGUCCAAGCUGCUGCCCUCAUGCCAACACAGAACCUAGCCACAGUCCCGAAAGUUGCCCUUUGGCCCAAGCCCAUGCUCAGCUGGAGUCCCAGGAAGAAUCACACUCUGGCCUUGAAGAACAGGAAAGAGUCACAGAAGCUUGCGGUGCAGAGUGCUCUGGCAAAACGAGGUCAUACUUGUGCUCAGAAAAGCAGGGGAUUCAUAUAUCACCGGAGAACUCCGUGGAGAAGGACAGGCUGCCCAAGGAGUGAUACUCUGCUGGAGGCACAGAGGCUACAGCUGGACACAGGGCUCAUGCAUACCUGAGGAAUAUCACACAGCCCUCCCUUCCUUCCUUCCUUCCUUCCUUCCUUCCUUCCUUCCUUC
This is a messenger RNA of Python bivittatus (Burmese python), 821 nucleotides long. It is a transcript of the gene PPP1R1A, whose product is annotated as protein phosphatase 1 regulatory inhibitor subunit 1A. Gene Ontology annotation, molecular function: protein phosphatase inhibitor activity. Gene Ontology annotation, biological process: intracellular signal transduction. Gene Ontology annotation, cellular component: cytoplasm. NCBI's taxonomy places the organism in Eukaryota, Metazoa, Chordata, Lepidosauria, Squamata, Pythonidae. The record is from RefSeq and is a predicted model, not a curated record.